Physcomitrium patens is the source of this 2704-nucleotide messenger RNA. RefSeq lists its product as uncharacterized. NCBI's taxonomy places the organism in Eukaryota, Viridiplantae, Streptophyta, Bryopsida, Funariales, Funariaceae. Gene Ontology annotation, molecular function: DNA binding. Gene Ontology annotation, biological process: response to gibberellin; response to ethylene. The record is from RefSeq and is a predicted model, not a curated record.
CACCCCCCCCCCCCACUCUCCGCCUCGUUGUCCGAUUUGCUCGCUGUAGACGGGUUACAAGCUCCCGUUCAAAGGCGCAGGAAAAGGAUUGGGUGGUGAUGCGCAUUGGGUCGAGGCGAAUUCUGGGAAAAAGCGUCGGAUUUAGGUUUCAAAGGGUCGAUUUCUGGAGCUCCACCCGGUGGUUUGAGCGCGCCGGUGGAGUCGAAGGGGGGAUCGGCACCAACUCCGUGGAGGCUCAGGGCGGGACUGAGCAUUGCGGUGACAAGGGAGAGUUCGAUCAAGUUGUGGGUUUUGCUUCUGUGCUGGAAAUUGAGGGUUUGUCGCGGAAUUAGCGUUUCCGCUGCAAGUUUGGGUCGCGCAUGAUUCUGUAGGGGUUGUGAUCGUGUCGUGGUGGGUUUUACGGUGCGUUGGUGGGGUAUAUUAUGCCGUGGAUUCUCCUGCUUCCUUUCUGUAGUAUUCCGAGGGUCGUUGAUUUCAAUCUUUGAGAAUCUUUUUCUCCAGUGUGUGGAGUUUGGUUUGUGUUGGCUCGAGUCUACGUAGAUCUGCGCCGCUUUCUGAUCCUAUACCGCUCUUGUUUUAAAAUUUUGGGCUGCUGUGAAGUGCUGGUUAGUUUUCGCACCCAAGGCAGGAGGCAUACAUUUUAAUCUUGUUGUGCACACAAUAGCUUUGUUUGGACUCUGGGCUUAUGCGCGAGCGUGUACAGCAACCUUCUUCCCGAGCUACUAGUUUCGCUAACCACGAGCUCGAAACAUCGCAGUAUUGUCCUCUCUCUGCUCUACAUCGGACCUUCUCAUUUCGAAGGUUUCCGAGUGAUUCACGUGUGCGCUUUGAAUUUCGCUGGUUUCGUCCCUCGUGUCAAGUGUUACCCUCUCUUAGAAGGGUAGUAUCCCAAGGUCGUCAAGCUGGCAGCCCUGGAGGAGCACGAGAUGAGCAGGCGGUGCUCGCACUGCAACUUGAAUGGCCACAAUAGCCGGACGUGCUCCGACCGGGGGGUGCGUCUAUUUGGAGUGCGGCUGACAGACAGCGUCAGCAGCAUGAACAUGCGGAAAAGUGUGAGUAUGAAUAAUCUGAGUCACUACACGAGCGCGCACAACCCUCCUUCGCCUCCUGAGCACUCAGAGUCCGGAGCGGCUCCUGAUGGAUAUGUAUCAGAUGGUCUCGUGCAAACGUCAAACAAUGCCCGAGAGCGCAAAAAAGGAGUGCCGUGGACAGAAGACGAGCAUCGCUUGUUCUUGCUGGGAUUGCAAAAGCUCGGAAAAGGUGACUGGAGAGGUAUCUCGAGGAAUUUCGUGACAACCAGGACGCCCACACAGGUUGCUAGUCACGCCCAGAAGUACUUCAUCCGACAAAGCAACAUGAACAAGCGGAAGAGGCGAUCGAGCCUCUUCGACAUCGUAUCGACGUCGGGCGUUCCUUCGAUUGCGGAAGAGUCGACAUGCAUGGGAGACGAGGAGCAGACGAACCCACUGCACCAGUUGAGCUUGGGGCAGAACCGCAUGUACCCGUCGGGGGUGUUGUACGAGCCAAGUUCGGUGGCGGGAUACGGAGUAUCGGUGGGAGGAUUCGCGGUGCCGAAGCACAUGAGUCCUCCGAUGGCGUUACCGUUGAUGUCGGUGGGAAACGCGAUGGGAAUGGGCGCGGAUGGGGUGACGGAGGUGGUGGGGAUGGGGUACAAGGUGGAGCAUUUGGCGAGGAGUGGAAUGGAGGGGGCGGGGAUGAGCUACGGCAUGGAGAGGAGUGGAAUGGAGAGAGGGGGUGCGGGCGUGGCGGUAGCAGCAGGGGCGGGUCUGUCGCUGGGAGGGUCAGCGGGAGCAGGAAGGAUCCCGUACUCGUUCACGUCGUCGGGUGGAGGAGGGGUGGGUUCGGUGUCGACGGCGCAGGCGCCGGGUCAGGGGCAGGCACAGCAGGGAUCGAGCAGCAGAGGAGGGGGGUCAUACGGAGCGAACCCGGCGAUCGUGAGACCGACGGCGAAGGUGGGCGGUGCGAGCAGCGCAGCGACGAAGAUGGAGGAGGAUGGUCGGGACAUAGCGCAGCUGAGGCUGGGGCUGUCACCGCCGGAGCCAUCUCAGUUGACGGCAAAGCUGUUGGAGGCGCCGUCGAGGCAUUCAUCAGCGUUCCACGUGAACACGUCGUUCGAUGGGAGCAGCAUACAACAAGGAGUGAACGCGAUCAGCGUGGUGUGAAGCGGCAGAGAUGGUAAAGGGGUAGGUGCGGUGUAGGAGGAGGAGGGGAAAGCGGGAGAGGUGAAGGCGGGGGUUGGGGGCAGGAAGAAGAAGUAGGAGUGGGAUUCGAGGAGGGUGUAGACUAAUUCUUUUGUUGUAAAUAGCUACAUUGGAUUGUGCGCCAAAGGCUAGAAAGAGCAGAGCGGAGCAGAGAUGGUGUAAAUUAGAGAGGAAAGGAGGGAGAGGGACGCGGGCGAUGAACGUGGAGAUGGUUGGAGAUGAGAUGAGAAGAGAAGAGAAGAGAAGAGAGGAGAGAAGAGGGUGGGGUGGAGACGGGGAUUACCCGUGAACCCGAAGGGCGGUGAAGUAUGUGUCCGGUGGUGUAGAGUAUGCAAGUUUAUGGACGUUUUCCAAGUUGCUUUGGAGAAAUAUGCUGUUUUUUUUCUUAAGCUCUUUUUGCACACUGCCUUGUCGUGUGUUAUCUGUAUUCGGAUGUCCUCAAAUUCUGUUUCAACAAGUUUCAGAGUCAAAAAGUUAACAUG